CGUCACGCCAUGAUGAAUACACGAAUCGCACACGGAACAAUUUCGCUGUUUUCGAAUGGAACAAACGAACGGCUGAGUCGGUUGGAUAAUCGCCGUCCAACACAAAACACAGCCCAUACACGCCAGUGUGUUCAUGUACUACUACUAGACUAAACUCCGCUAUCAAAGAACUUGUUGACAAAAUCACCUCGCUUCUACCGUACAGCUUUUAUUGAUCCGGAGGCCGUGGCGACGGAGAUUGGCCCAAGUCACGCCACGCUGUCACGGGAAGCAUACAAUUACGGCGACGGCUGGCUGAGCCCGGGGUGGUGUACGGUACGCUACGGGCAGGCACACGGUCGAGCUCCGAGGGGGGCUGUUUGUUUGACUUAACGGAGUUUGCCCAGCUAGUUCGCCAUUUGCUGUUAUCGUGUCAACGAGCGAUAGUCGAGCUGCACUGCAUGCACUACUCGCAUCUAGCUCUACGAAGGUCGACCCGUAUACUGCGUCGAAGUUGUCCAGCUUUUGCUCUUGCAUGACCGCUUUUGAUGCCAAGCCACCCAGUAUGGCAAACCAAGUCCAGGAGACAGAGCAGGAACCAAAAGGUGCAGUGAACCACUCGCCUCCCACCACACCUGCUGAGGUCAAGAUCAAGACGGAGAUCAUGGAGGUAGCCGCAACCGACGAGGCCUGUGACCUGGCGAAGGUCAGCGGGGACAAAGAUCACGUGGAGAGGUCAGGGUUCGCGUCGGACAAGGAGGACAUGGAUGAGGAGGAUGAGGAGGACUUUCUGAAUCACGAAUAUUCAAACGGCCUGGACGAGGAGCGCUUUUCACCCAUGAGCGGCAACAUAGACUUUGGAAUGAUGUCAGGGGACCUGCUCCGAAGUGAAGACUACCAGCCAUUUCGGGAUGUGGAAGGCAACCAAGUCUUGGAAGUGGACUGCGGGUCUAACAGAGCCUUGCUCUACGUCAACAAGCUCUGCCAGGGAAGUAAAGGCCAGAGCAUAUUGUUUGAGAACCGAUGGCACACGCCAAACGAGUUCCAGUUCAUCAGUGGGCGAGAGACGGCCAAGGACUGGAAACGAAGCAUCCGGCACCGCGGCAAGAGCCUUAAGAUCCUGAUGUCACGUGGCCUACUCCAGGCCCGCACGAGACCAUCCGAUAAGAGGAACGCUUCCAAUGGCUGCCUUGCAAGCCUGAACAACAGUGCGACAGAGAAGAAGCGGAAAUUGGGGCAGGAGUCAGAGCCGAGCCAGUUGAACCAAAUCAUCAACCAUCUCCACCAGACCAACGGUUCCCAUCUGCUGGGCGCCAGGGAUGGCUCAAGAAAGAGAAGCAUGGCCUCUGAAUACAGGAACGGGAAGCGCUCGCGCAGUACCUCACCAACAGAGGGCGACAUUUACGAUGAGCAGCAGAGAUGUAUCUUCCAGGCAGCAAACUCGCCCGAACCUCAGAAUAUCGAAAAUGCACGUAAAUCUCUGAACCUGAGCACCAACAGCCCCGACUCGCCCCUGAGCAGCACCAGCGGGCAGAGCUCACCGGUAUCCUUUGUCCUCGGCGACCCCCAGUCCCUCACCAAUUACGACAAGCAAGAUGUUCUGAUGGCGCACAAGUCUCGGAAGCAGAACUCCCCUCAGCAUUUUGAGAUGCACGGAGCUGGAGACAAAGAAAGGGAGAUAAGCCGAAGUCCCCACAUUGUACUCGUCUCAUCGUCAAACAGCGCAGCAUUCCAAAAAGGACAAGCCAGUCUGAGGCCAAGGUUUCACUCACAUCAACCAGGCACUCGUAUCAAUGGUAAUGCCCUCAUCACCGGCCCUCAACAGCCGUUGACAGGCCAGGGGGAGGGAAGUAGACGCACCCAGUCCCUGCUGACCCCCACCGCAAAAACACCCUCUGUCAAGAUGAUCGAGCUGACCAGACCAGAUGCUGUGCCAAAGACACCAGCCUUUCCAGACAACCGGAACAACAGUGCCCACAAUUCCACUCAUAGUGCGGAUGGUGUCAGCCCGUCUGCCCGAACGCCAAACAAUGACGCUGUGUUUUUGCCAAGUGAUAUGAGCCUGUGGACGGUAGAUGAUGUAGCGCAGUUCAUACAGUCGCUAAAAGGUUGCGAAGAGUACGUUCAGGUCUUCCGAGACCAGGCCAUCGAUGGCGAGAUCCUUCCAGUCUUGACCGAAGAUCACCUGCUGCAGAACAUGGGUCUCAAGCUGGGGCCGGCCCUCAAGAUCCGCCUGAGAGUGGCCCGGCGACUGGGCUUCACGUUGGACGGCCAGUACUGCCAGCUUAAGCCGCCAUACGAGGAACCGCCAACGCACUGACAGAUUUUAUUUAAGGGGACAAUAGUGUGAUCAAGCAUUUUAACUGUGUGGUUUGAGGCCGGUUAGGAGCCUGGGGCUAAUUAUUAAAGUAAACAACAACUAAAUACCAGUCACAAGCAAUGUACAUCGCAUGGAGUUUAGACAAGUAACCUGAUUAUAUUAAGCAAGGGUUUUUUGUGCUUAAGCAAAUUUUGUGCUUAAGCAGCUCUAUGAAAUUGGCCUCAGGUCACCUCUGAACCAUGGUGAAGGCCUUUUUUGGCAACCAGGCCUCUGACCAGUUUUUUAAACAUCUCGGGUUUUUUCCUGCUCAAUCACAAUAUAAUCCCCAUUCAUUAAUACCUUUUUGGCCUAAAAAACGUAGUAAAGAAGCUUAAAGAAUGACAGAACUUCCAACAAUUUUGUUCUUCCUUUUUGUGUUAUAUUGCUAUCCAUUUUGGGGCUGUUUCUGUUGUGUGAGCAACAAGUGAUGUCUGUUUUUUGUUAACAUGUAAGUUGUGUAUAAUGUUAAUAUGUAAAUAAAUGUAAAUUAAAUGUACAGAAUGGUGCUAUGAGAACUGGUGCUGGUUCUUACCAGUGAGGAAUGGAUACCGGUGACACAUAUGGUACAGGACUAAUUGUUACCGCACAACUAAUACCACUAUUAACAAAGUGACAGCAGCAAUAUAUAUAUAGAAAUGCAAUUUUGGAAUAUGCAAUUAUCUAAAACAGUAUUACCUUAACUUGAACACUAGUGCCUCAGUUUUAUUUCACCUUUGCAAGAAGUAAACUUUUCUACUGUGAAAAAACACCCGGAUAGAUUUUCAAACCUCAUAUUGAUAAGCAGUUAAAAGUUGUUUGUUUUUGUUUACCUUGCUUGAACCUACUUGAUAUUAAAAAAAAAUUCCAUGAACUUGUAAAUAUGUUAAUACCGUUAAUCCUUUCUCUUUUUUUAAAAUACUUUGAUAGUGUUAAGGAUGUGCAAUUUGCCAAUUAUAACAAUUUUUUACCGUGACUUCUUUAGUACCUCGUAAUAUUCACGUUUCAUGUUGGUUGUUAAAACAUAUAAUAUGCCUUUGUUAACCAAUUUGAUCUUUUGAAAAGUUGUACUUAUCUAAAGUUAUUAUUGAUAUGUCCCCCCCCCCACCAGUUUAGUUAUUGAUGCUUCUUUAGAGUUUUAUUGUUUUGUAAACUUUCAACAUAUUCUGUAAUUUGUAUGUAAAAACAUUCUUAUAUUAUAAGUCUUAUUUAAUUUGUAUCUUAUUUGCAUCAAAAGAACCAAAAGCCAUAUAUUUCUGUUUUCCGUUCCAACUUGUUUUCCUAAAAAUGAAAUCCUCGAAAUAAAUUGGCUUUAACCUUUCUAAUGAUCCCCCCCCCCCAAAAAAAAUGCUUCGAACUGUGCCUGGUCUACAUUAAAGGGCACAUGGUGUACAUAUAUAUUUGGAUGGACAUGGUAUAUUUGGAUGGACAUGUGAAAACUUGUUUAGUGCCUUUCAAUUUGUCCCUGUCAAAGUUGAUGAUAAACUAGUCCUUUCAGUAACAAAAAUAUAAAUCAACUUUUUAGAGACUUUGAAUAUUUUGAAUACAUUGCACGCUUCAAACUUUAUGGACCAACAACAGGAAUAAAAUAGCACAAUUAUUAAUUGUU
Messenger RNA from Patiria miniata (bat star), 3923 nucleotides. RefSeq lists its product as uncharacterized. The transcript has 11 exons. The coding region runs from base 515 to 2299 and encodes 594 amino acids. Gene Ontology annotation, molecular function: DNA-binding transcription activator activity, RNA polymerase II-specific; RNA polymerase II cis-regulatory region sequence-specific DNA binding; protein binding. The record is from RefSeq and is a predicted model, not a curated record. Gene Ontology annotation, biological process: positive regulation of transcription by RNA polymerase II. Lineage: Eukaryota; Metazoa; Echinodermata; Asteroidea; Valvatida; Asterinidae.